UAGGGUUUUCCAUUGGCCUCCUCCAUCCUUCAAAACUUUGUAGUGCUGUAAUUCCAUCAAACCUCAAAAACUCAGAAGGGUCGAAAAUGGUGCAGCGUCUGGUCUACCGUACACGGCUUAGCUAUGCCACCAAAUCCAACCAACACCGUAUUGUCAAAACUCCAGGAGGAAAGUUGAUUUACCAGAGCACAAAGAAGAGAGCUAAUGGUCCCAAAUGCCCUGUUACUGGAAAGAGGAUCCAAGGAAUUCCUCAUCUGAGGCCCACUGAAUACAAAAGAAGCAGGUUGCCAAGGAACAGGCGCACUGUCAAUCGUCCUUACGGUGGUGUUCUAUCUGGCAGUGCUGUUCGUGAAAGAAUCAUCCGUGCUUUCUUGAUCGAAGAGCAGAAGAUUGUGAAGAAGGUAUUGAAGAUUCAGAAGGCAAAGGAAAAGCAGUCUUCAAGGAGCUAGAUUGACAGUGAAAACAUGUUUUUUGGUCGUAGUGUCAUCAGAUUAAAUUUUGUUUUCUAAGAGCAGAUGACCGACUUAGGAAGAAUCUUGUUUACGAUUUGUACUUGUGCUUACUACUACUGUGAGGUGAUUGUUUGGUUUUUGAAUGAGCAUUUUUGUUUUUCCUGUUGAUGACCCUUGUUCUAAAUAUAGAUCAAAAGAACUCAUGCUUGGUACUAGUUUUGAUUUGGUCCUUAAAACAUUAUUCAUUCGAUGA
Messenger RNA from Amaranthus tricolor (Joseph's coat), 705 nucleotides. Its product is annotated as 60S ribosomal protein L34-like. Gene Ontology annotation, cellular component: cytosolic large ribosomal subunit; ribosome. The transcript is spliced from 4 exons. The coding region runs from base 87 to 449 and encodes 120 amino acids. NCBI's taxonomy places the organism in Eukaryota, Viridiplantae, Streptophyta, Magnoliopsida, Caryophyllales, Amaranthaceae. The record is from RefSeq and is a predicted model, not a curated record. Gene Ontology annotation, molecular function: structural constituent of ribosome. Gene Ontology annotation, biological process: ribosome biogenesis; translation.